AUGGGACGGCCUAGUGGCGAACGGGCUCCCUUGAUUAAUCGUGCAGACCCUCAGGAGGUCGCUGCUUAUGAUCCUGAUCCCUCCGAUCCAGACGCAGCCGAAAGAGUCCUUCCUUGUACCGCAGAGGAUUUCAGACCGGACUUUGACGGUACACCGCAUUCGCAGUGGAACGUCGGUGUUGCGAUAGUCUUCACACGGAGCUUUGUGAACGCAUUUCCGAGAUUCCGGGAGAUCUUCGAAUACGAACAAAUCGCCGAGCAAUGGAUCACGCACUUCGCACAUCUGAGACGUUGCUAUUUGCAAACGCAGAAAGGAGAGGAAGAAAUCUCGAGGAUACGACAGGCAGCGCGACGCAAAGCACGCAGAGAAGCAAUAUUCAACAGGCGUCUGGCCGCCGCUACGCUUGUCACAAGCUCGGAGCCCCACGCACGAGAUUUAAUGACGUCUCUCGGACCAGAAGGCAUGAGUUCUGACGAAUCCGAUCACGACGCGGGCGGCGGGGAACCCGUCUACAAGAUCUCGACGAGCUCAUGGAGAAGUCUGAGGUUAACAAGCUGGCUGAGGGGGCUCGAUGCCCUUCAUCUGAUGGAUCGUUACCGCGGUGUAUUCGACAAGUCACCGGGUGGUUGGCCGCACUUUCGACAGGCUGCUCUGGGGAAGCCGAGCGCUCGUGCGGCUGUGGGGCAUCUACCAAGGGAAUGCUAUGCAGACAAUUGGCUUGCUAACCAAUCGCUUUUUCUCCGUGAUACGUUGCAGAUGGUAGACAUGGCAGUGAACUUGACGCAUCCAGAGGACAUUCAAAGGUGGAUCCACAUAGCUGCAUGA
Fomitopsis serialis is the source of this 825-nucleotide messenger RNA. RefSeq lists its product as uncharacterized. The transcript is spliced from 2 exons. The record is from RefSeq and is a predicted model, not a curated record. Bases 1 to 825 code for a protein of 274 amino acids. NCBI's taxonomy places the organism in Eukaryota, Fungi, Basidiomycota, Agaricomycetes, Polyporales, Fomitopsidaceae.